AUGCACUUGUCUCUGCUCUUUGCGUUAGCUUGCUGCCCGUUUGCUUUCUCUGCUUCAUCUUCAAUCGUCAGCACCUCAUACGGCAAACUCCUGGGCACAAAGUCCGAGUAUCGCAAAGAUGUCUCAGUAUUCAAGGGUAUCCCCUUCGCAGCACCACCAACGGGUGACUUGCGCUUCCGUGCACCUGAAGGACCCACUUCCUGGAAAGGCGUGCGCAACGCCACCGUCUUCGGCCCGCAGUGCUAUCAACCUAACUCGGGGUCUUCCAUUUUCACAACGGGCUCCAGUGAGAUGAGCGAAGACUGUCUCUACGCCAAUGUCUGGGUUCCCCCCAAUACCACUUCCCAUGAUAAGCUCCCAGUUUACCUGUAUAUGUACGGAGGUCGCUACUACAUGGGCUCCGGUGAUGUUUCGACAUAUGAUGGAUCCGGUCUCGCUGAAAAGGGAGUCAUUGUUGUGACUUUCAAUUACCGACUUGGUCUGCUCGGGUUCUUUGCGCACCCAGAAUUGAGCGCCGAGUCAGGUCACAAUAGCUCGGGCAAUUAUGGUCUUUUAGAUGCCGUCGCUGCGUUGAAAUGGGUCCACGAAGAAAUUGCUGCCUUUGGAGGUGACCCUGAACGUAUUACUGUUGGUGGCCAGUCGGCAGGAUCCUGCCAAGCUCUCUCAAUGAUGUACAGCCCCUUGACAGAUGACUUGGGAUUAGCUGGAGUCAUUGCCGAAACGGGAGCUCGCUCUGUCCGUGACCCUAUGAUGGGUGGCGCAUCGACUAGCUACCGUGAGAAAGUAGCCGCAGAAACAUAUGGUGAAACGUUCUUGAAGGAGCAAAACCUGACAAGUAUUUCGGCGCUCCGCAAUGCCUCGGCAUCAGACCUGGUCCAAUAUGGAUACACCAACGACGACACAUAUGAGAACACCCAAUUUGCCAACCUGAGCGCAUUCAUGGAUCCGCCGGAGUGGCGCCCUGUGCUUGAUGGGUAUGUGCUCAAGUAUAGCUAUGGUGAAUCCUUGCGCAAAAACGCACACCAGGACGUGCCGAUUCUUACUGGAAAUAAUGCCGACGAGUCCGGUGCGAGUGUAUCACCAGGCUACACUGUCGAAUCAUAUGACACGGAUUUUGCCGACAUGUUUGGCAAUAUUUCGUCUGAGGCAUUUGCUCUCUACCCGGCUAACACCUCUGCUGCUGCAGACAAACAGUCCAAUGCCAUUUUCCGUGAUUUGAAUCGCAUUGGCACUUCUGAUUGGGGUAACGAUUACACAGCCGGUGUAGCGAAGAGCAAUGUUUUUACCUAUUUUUGGACGUGGCCCGCACCAACCAUUACGGAUGGUGGCGCUUACCACGGCUCGGAGCUGUACUAUGCAUUUGCCUCGAUUCCUUUUGCGGAUACCAGUGCUAAUUGGACUUCAACGGACUACAAAAUCAUGGAUACGAUGUCGAGCUAUUGGGCCAAUUUCAUCAAGAACGGCGAUCCCAACGGCGAUGGACUUGCAGAGUGGCCGGCAAACUCUGCAAAGAACGCCACUACUAUGUGGCUGGGUACGCAUUUCCGUGCAGGGAUGCUCGCUGAGGCGAAUUCGAAAAUCCAGUUUUUCAAGAAAUGGUUCUCAUUCCAACCGGAAUGGUAG
Molecule: messenger RNA, 1623 nt
Organism: Penicillium verhagenii
Lineage: Eukaryota; Fungi; Ascomycota; Eurotiomycetes; Eurotiales; Aspergillaceae
Product: carboxylesterase/lipase family protein
Exons: 1
Coding region: 1-1623 (540 amino acids)
Source: RefSeq, a predicted model, not a curated record